AUGGGGGGCGCCCCCCCCCUCCCCAUCGCCUUUCAUCCUCCCUUUCAUCUCCGGUCGCCAUGGCAACCCCCAGUGGUCCAGCGGUUGCCAUGGCGCCAGGGAUGCUCAGGGCCUUACCCCCGCCCCAUCAAAGGGUCCUGCCCCACAGCUCCCCCCCUCCUGCACCCCGGGGGGGUGGGACCUGUCUGGGUGUCCCCACACCGCCCUCAGCCCCACUGCUGCGCCAUGGCCAUCACAGAGGAGCCGGGUACCGGGUGCCUGUGCCGCGUGGCGCUGGCCGAGGCCGUGGCCUCUCUGCUCUUGGUGGCGCUGGUGCUGGGCUCCUCGGCAGCCCCCGGAGCCGUGGCCCCGGCGCUGGGGGGGGGCCUGGCGGCCGCCGCGCUCGGCAGCACCCCCGGGGCCCCCCAGGCCAACCCCGCGCUCACCCUGGCCCUGCUCGGCACCCGCAGGCUGGGUGCGGGGCGCGCGGCCCUGCUGCUGCUGGCCCAGUGCUGCGGGGCGCUGCUGGCGGCGGCCGCUGCGACCCUGGCCCUGCCCCAGGGCACCGGCAUCGUCCCCAGGGUGAGCCCUCAGGUCACACCAGGACAGGCCCUGGUCUGGGAGGCCUUGGCCACCAUCCCCUUGGCUUUGGCCACCUUCGCCUCCUCCUCCCGGGCCCCCCCCCAUGGCGGGGGUCCCCUGGUCCUGGGCAGCGCCGUGGCCGCCGGUGCCUUGGCUGCGGGCCCGGUCUCGGGGGGCAGCUUGAACCCCGCGCGCUCACUGGGGCCGGCGCUCGUCACCGGGGUCUGGGACCAUCAUUGGGUGUACUGGCUGGGGCCGGUGCUGGGCUCGCUGCUGGCCGGGUUCCUCCAUGACUUCCUCCUGGCUCCCUGCGCACCCCGGGACCAGCUCCGCUCCUGCCUGCUCUGCAGGGCCGUGGCCACCGGCCCGGCCCCCUCCUCGCCCCCCGCCCGCAGCCCCACAACCCCAUAG
Molecule: messenger RNA, 972 nt
Organism: Neopsephotus bourkii (Bourke's parrot)
Lineage: Eukaryota; Metazoa; Chordata; Aves; Psittaciformes; Psittacidae
Biological process (GO): transmembrane transport
Cellular component (GO): plasma membrane
Molecular function (GO): water channel activity
Source: RefSeq, a predicted model, not a curated record